AUGGAGCGGGUCAAUGAGACUGUGGUGAGAGAGUUCAUCUUCCUCAGCUUCUCAUCCCUGGCCAGGCUGCAGCAGCUGCUUUUUGUUAUCUUUCUGCUCCUCUACCUGUUCACUCUGGGCAUCAAUGCAAUCAUCAUUUCCACCAUCGUGCUGGACAGAACCCUUCAUAUCCCCAUGUACUUCUUCCUUGCCAUCCUCUCCUGCUCUGAGAUUUGCUACACCUUCGUCAUUGUACCCAAGAUGCUGGCUGACCUGCUGGCCCAGAGGAAGACCAUUUCUUUCCUGGGCUGUGCCAUCCAAAUGUUUUCUUUCCUCUUCCUUGGCUGCUCUCACUCCUUCCUGCUGGCAGUCAUGAGUUAUGAUCGUUAUGUGGCCAUCUGUAACCCACUGCGCUACUCAGUGCUCAUGGGACAUGGGAUGUGUAUGGGACUAGUGGCUGCUGCCUGUGCCUGUGGCUUCACUGUUGCACAGAUCAUCACAUCCUUGGUAUUUCACCUGCCCUUUUAUUCCUCCAAUCAACUACAUCACUUCUUCUGUGACAUCUCUCCUGUCCUCAAGCUGGAAUCUCACCAUAACCACUUUAGUCAGAUUGUCAUCUUCAUGCUGUGUACGUUGGUCCUGGCUAUCCCCUUAUUAUUGAUCUUGGUGUCCUAUGUUCACAUCAUCUCUGCCAUACUUCAGUUUCCUUCCACAUUGGGUAGGUACAAAGCUUAUUCCACCUGUGUAUCUCACCUCAUUAUUGUCACUGUCCACUAUGGCUGUGCCUCCUUUAUCUACUUAAGGCCUCAGUCCAACUACUCCUCAAGCCAGGAUGCUCUAAUAUCAGUAUCCUACACUAUUAUAACUCCAUUGUUCAACCCAAUGAUUUAUAGCUUGAGAAAUAAAGAGUUCAAAUCAGCUCUUUGUAGAAUUGUGAGAAGAACAAUUUCCCUGUCAUAA
Molecule: messenger RNA, 939 nt
Organism: Rhinopithecus roxellana (golden snub-nosed monkey)
Lineage: Eukaryota; Metazoa; Chordata; Mammalia; Primates; Cercopithecidae
Product: olfactory receptor 10K2
Exons: 1
Coding region: 1-939 (312 amino acids)
Biological process (GO): G protein-coupled receptor signaling pathway
Cellular component (GO): membrane
Molecular function (GO): G protein-coupled receptor activity; olfactory receptor activity
Source: RefSeq, a predicted model, not a curated record